This is a messenger RNA of Zeugodacus cucurbitae (melon fly), 1171 nucleotides long. Its product is annotated as alpha-tocopherol transfer protein-like. Bases 113 to 1051 code for a protein of 312 amino acids. The transcript is spliced from 3 exons. Gene Ontology annotation, cellular component: membrane. Gene Ontology annotation, molecular function: phosphatidylinositol bisphosphate binding. The record is from RefSeq and is a predicted model, not a curated record. NCBI's taxonomy places the organism in Eukaryota, Metazoa, Arthropoda, Insecta, Diptera, Tephritidae.
UAUUUGAUAAAAUAUCUAAACAAUUUCGACAAGUGCUCCAUAUUAGUUCGCUUGCGAGUGCAUUAUUGAACAGUCCAAAGAUUUACUCCACCUUCACCGACGUGUCUACACAAUGUCGCAACUUAACAUACGCGCAAUCAAUGCAGAUUUGCAAAAACUCGCCAACGAGGAGUUGAAUGAGAUGCCCGAACGUGUGGCGGCCGAUAUUGAAGCGCUGCGCACCUGGAUCCAACAGCAGCCGCAUUUGCGCGCACGUGACGAUGAUCAAUUUUUGCUCUCCUUCCUGCGUGGCUGCAAAUUUAGUUUGGAAAAGGCGAAGGGGAAAAUCGAUAAAUACUAUACGUUACGCACUAAAUAUCCGGAUUUCUUCGGCGCCUACGAUGUGAAUGAUCCCAAGAUACGAGCGGUCUUUAAUGCUGGCAUAAUUUUGUUGUUGCCCAAACCAUUGCACGAGCAAGGUCCACGCAUAAUACUCAUACGUCAAGGUGCACUGCCAGCUGACGAAUACACGAUCGAACAUUUUAUACGCGCCGCCAGUCACUUGCAAGAGAUCAUAAUACGCAAUGAUGAUCAUGCCAUUAUAUCGGGCAUGAUAUCGAUUAUCGAUAUCGAAAAUUGUACUCCUGGACAUGUUAUGCAGAUGACGCCGAGCGUCAUGAAGAAAAUGUCCAUACAUGCCGAGGAGGCAGUGCCUUUACGUCCAAAACAACAACACUUCAUACAUAUACCCAGUGGCUUCGAAACGGUUUUCAAUGCCAUCAGACCGCUCAUGACAAAGAAACAACAAAACAGAAUUUCAGUGCAUGCCGAAAAUUUGGAUAGAUUUUACGAACACGUUCCACGUUCUUAUCUACCCGUGGAAUAUGGCGGCGAUAAUGGCACGAUUGCAGAGAUAAUCAGCUACACAAAUAAACAAUUGGAUGAGUAUCGCGAUUACUUUAAGGAGAAUAAAAAUUACGGCACUGAUGAGAGUUUACGUUCAGGCAAACCCAUUGAUUUUGAAAGUUUAUUCGGUGUGGAGGGUUCCUUCCGGAAACUGGAGGUGGACUAGAUUUGUUGGAAAUGAGAUUUUUUGCAAUAUGUAAUAAAACAUGAUGUUAUGUAGAUCAUAUUUAACAUAUAUUUUAUACUAAUAAUGUUUUUUUUUUAUUUUAUAAAAUCAAAAUAUAAA